AUGUCCCAAUCGGCUUUGACAGUUCGCAAGGGAGGACCUUCUUCUGUGCGCCGCAAGCUCGACUCGGAGGACGAGAUAAUCCGAAUUCCAGCCUGUGAUCUAGACACAGUUGCAGACCGCUUCCGCCUGACACUUACUGGGCGAGUCUUCCAUCUGCAAGGAAGAAGUAUCGAUGGUCUGAUCCACCUUCUCCCGCGCAAUAGGAUCUGGAACGUCGAAGGACGCGUCCGAGGGAUUAACCUUGGCAAUGGGAGAUUCCAGUUUGAUUUCGAUAACGAAGCCGACCUCCUCUCUGUUCUAAGAAAACGCUCGUGUCACUUUAACCAAUGGAGCUUUGCGCUCGAGCGUUGGGAACCUUUCACCAGCGAAUCUUUCCCCAACACAAUUCCCUUCUGGGUUUGUGUCACCGGAGUCCCAGUACACUUCUGGAAUGACCAGACUUUCAUUGAAAUCUCAAAAGUCUUAGGCAAAUGGACUGCCCUCGAUUCGAAAAGGGCAAGGUUCCAAGUCUCUGUCAACGUUGACAAGCCAUUACAGUUCGAACGACGCCUUGAAUUCCCUAAUGGAGACAUUGGACGAGUCUCUUUCUCCUAUGAGGGACUAUUCAGAUACUGCUAUACAUGGCGACCAAGAAGCUCCAACUCUAAUGAUUACCGCAAAGAAGACAAGAGACCUCGACUCUCUUCAGCUCACGAUAGUAGAGCCACCAGGCCAAACCAGAGAGACCAGGGGAACAACCGCGAACCCAGAUCGCCCCCUAAGCCUACUCCAUACGCUGAUACGGCUCCGGCAUCUUCACGUGCUCCCCAACUCGAACAUGGCGGCCCUACUCGUGUUUCCCCCUCUCGGACUAUCUCAGAUUCUCAACGCACUAUCUCCGAUCAACUAGGAGAGCUUGAGCUUGGGGAGGCAAACAGGGGACCCCAACCAACGAGCCCCGCGGCGGAAACAGAGGAGGAGCGACUCAGACGUAUCAAGGGGAAAGCUCAUGUCUCUGAUACCCCGUCUUCCCGAGACCGCGAUCACCGUAACAGGGCCGCUCCACUCAUUAUUCAAGAACCAGUGGAUGCUAAUCAAGCCUCCCCACAGCGCAAAUCCUCUGCACAAGACGUCCCCGCUACAGCGCCAAUGGUCAUAGAGCCAAGAAACCUGGAUACGGAGAUGGACCUUGCUUUGUGGUGUUAA
Raphanus sativus (radish) is the source of this 1185-nucleotide messenger RNA. RefSeq lists its product as uncharacterized. The coding region runs from base 1 to 1185 and encodes 394 amino acids. NCBI's taxonomy places the organism in Eukaryota, Viridiplantae, Streptophyta, Magnoliopsida, Brassicales, Brassicaceae. The record is from RefSeq and is a predicted model, not a curated record. The transcript is spliced from 2 exons.